Molecule: messenger RNA, 841 nt
Organism: Spizellomyces punctatus DAOM BR117
Lineage: Eukaryota; Fungi; Chytridiomycota; Chytridiomycetes; Spizellomycetales; Spizellomycetaceae
Exons: 5
Coding region: 61-789 (242 amino acids)
Cellular component (GO): Golgi apparatus
Source: RefSeq, a predicted model, not a curated record
ACGCGGGCGUCGGUCGCUCACUCGCUCGGAGGUAGUUUGUCACUGAAUGGUGGGGCCAGGAUGGGAUUGUGCAAGUGCAGGAACGUAACAAAUCUGUUUUGUUUUCCACACCGAAAGAAUGUGUGCGAAAAGUGCAUGCUGACGGAACACCCGAGAUGUGUAGUCCGUCCUUAUUUAACAUGGCUGCAAAACAGUGACUUUAGCACCAACUGUGAUAUCUGUAAACAAGGAUUGGAAGAGGGAUCUGUGGUACGCUUGCCCUGCCUGGACGUGUUUCAUGUCGAUUGCUUGAGGAAGAGUAGUGGUCAAGGGGCUGGACAGUGUCCAAGUUGCGGUGCAUCAAGUCGUCCUAAUGACACGAAAUGGUCCCUCGUUGCCGAGCACUUUAUAAAGACAUUUGAGGAUGGAUGGGGUCAAACGGCACAACAGGAGCAUGUGAUACCUACUCCAUCCAACCCUACCCUCUCAAUCACAAUUGGUGACAGUUCUCUGGAUCGCGCGCAUCUCCCUUCCCCUCGUACCCCCGUCUCUGGCAAAUCCAAUCACACAAAUAGUAUCCCCUUAAAUACUAUCAAACAACCAAGCAGAAAAACUUCUUAUCGUGACAUUAGGGAUGCGGAUGCAGACAAGUACGGACGACACAAUGCAGCUGGCGGCUGGCGAUCGUCUCUGGCGCGGUUAUGUGAUAGGCGCCUUAGCAUGCGACGUCUAAUAUUCUUGAUCCUACUGGCUGUAGUAGUCUUUACCUUCUCUACGACGACCAUGUUGCGCAUGUCCGUCAAGGAAUAAACUUAUUAACCAGCCAAUGAAUGGUUCCAAUGUGGAUUCAUUAACCAACCAG